GCUUCGCUCGGUGCAUUACUUUUUACACAUCGACAUGAGUCAGGAUUUCGACUGGUAUAUAAGCCCGGCGGAUCGGUUCGCGGCAGAGACACAAUUUGCGAAGUAUAGUGGAGAUGAGGACGAAGUGGCUCUUAACCAGCUGGAGCCGCUGUUUCAGCUCUCAAGACUUAGUGUAGAAGAGUUCUCGCAAAUAUGGCUCCGAUUUUACAGGCAAUUAAUAGAUAUCAGAAUGGCUCAGAAAAUAAAUAAAGAACAGUUCGUAUAUUUCGCUCAUGUUUUGAACACACGACGCAAGGGCAAGCCUCUACCAAUCGGCAUUCCGCUGGACAUGAAGGAAGCCUUCCUGAAAGAGCCCAAGGAAUCAAGCCGCCCGUACGUCCGAAACACUACGGACAACAUUAGAGAUCUGGGAGUUAAUAGAAAUAAGAGCGCAAAAGAGCUCGAAGAGGAGCUUGAGCAAGUGGAGGCUGAUAUCCGAUCUGCGCGGGGAGAAAGUUCUCUAGCGGCGGAACGGCUAGAAGAAUUGAAGCAAGCAAAGGAUGAGAGCGUCCAUCUUGCAGACUACAAACGACGUCAGUUGGCAGGGUUGCGGGAAGAAGUGUCGCAAUUGCGAAGCUCAUUGCAAGCUCCGGGGUCGGCUAGCAGCGGCGGGGGUGGACAGAGGAUGGAAGAACUUCUAAGCAAGUUAGCUGCAGAAAAGCAGCUAUUGGAAAACAGAAGAGCGGAAGUGCAACGUUCUCUAAACACAUUGUAAUUACAAUUUCGAAAUGGUUGUGGUGUGUAGGUAAUGACCGGUGAUUGGACUACGACAAAAUAUGAAGGAUCAAACGAUCGAAGUCAUGCUCCGAGUGCGUGCUCAUCAGAAUCCAAACUAUAUCCUCAUUCUAUCUCGUUUGCUCAGAAGGUGACACAAUUCAAUAAGGAUCUCAGCCGUUUCUUCAG
This is a messenger RNA of Spizellomyces punctatus DAOM BR117, 942 nucleotides long. RefSeq lists its product as uncharacterized. Gene Ontology annotation, molecular function: protein binding. The transcript is spliced from 6 exons. Lineage: Eukaryota; Fungi; Chytridiomycota; Chytridiomycetes; Spizellomycetales; Spizellomycetaceae. The record is from RefSeq and is a predicted model, not a curated record. The coding region runs from base 35 to 754 and encodes 239 amino acids.